This is a messenger RNA of Plasmodium gonderi, 1074 nucleotides long. RefSeq names its product variable surface protein. The transcript is spliced from 3 exons. Lineage: Eukaryota; Apicomplexa; Aconoidasida; Haemosporida; Plasmodiidae. The record is from RefSeq and is a predicted model, not a curated record. Bases 1 to 1074 code for a protein of 357 amino acids.
AUGGUGCUUAUAGAAGAAACGUGGGGAGAAUUCGAUGUACAAUUAGCUGUAUCAUUGGGAGGAAAUUCAACUUCAGAAAUUUUCUAUGAAAGAUUAAAUAAUUUAACAGGUUUAAAUGAGUACUAUGCAUAUUGCGAACCCUUAAAAAGUCAUAAAAAUAUGUCCGCUGUUAAAAAUGUUUGUGCAAAGAUUUUAAAAUAUUUAAGUAGUAAUGAAGAAUUAAGAAGUAAUUCCAAUGUCUAUGAUAUAUGCCGACUUUUAAAUUAUUGGGUAGCCACUAAAUUAAGUGCCAUUGGGUUUCUUAGUGAUUCUUCUUAUAUGAAAAAUGUUUUUUUGGACAUUUCAUUAAUAUGGAAUACGUACAUUGCAAAUGAAUUAAAUAAUGAUCAUCAUCAAACGUGUAACCCUCUUAUUAACGUUGUCACUAUACGUGACUGGAGAAUGAGGAAGGCAUUGUAUGAUUACUAUGUUGAUUAUGUUUACCUUGAUAAUAUGGCUAGUAUAAUACCAAACGCCGAUGAGUAUUGUAAAUAUAUUAGAAACAAAGUUUCAUUAUAUGAAUAUUUUGGCAGUAAAUGUUUCUCAGAUCAAACAGAUUUCUGCCAUGAAUUUAAAACUAAAUAUAAAGCUUGUGAUCCUAAUGAACUUUUACUUAAGUUUAAAUGUGUUAAAGAAGUAAAGAAGAAGAAGUUAUUAGAAGAAAGUCAAAGAAUAAAAACACACCAGGGUGUAUCAUCGGAAAGAAACAUAUCUGAACAAGAAAGGCAGUCUCCUGGUUUGUCAACAGAAGGAACACAUACUCUUAAGGAUUUACAGUCAAUAUCUAAUAGUUUUAGCCAUUUGAAAAAUGCAGGUGGUAUACUUCUUGGAAUCGUUGCUAUAUCUAUGACUUAUGUCUUUUUACAUAAAUUUACACCUUUAGGAAUAUUGAUCCAUAAUAAAUUUGCUAGUAAAAACUAUAAUAGAAGCAACAUAAAUUCUGAGUUUAAUAUAGCAUUUGAUUAUGCACAAGAAAUACAUAAUCCGCAUUACAACAUUAGAGAUGAACAUUAUAUAGGAUAUCAUUCAGAUUAA